GGAAAUUCGGGCUGGAUGUGUGUGGUGGUGGCCCUGCGUCGAUACCGGGCCAAUCAGCGUAAUUCGUGUAACCACGGAUAUUCAUGGCCACAUAGAAAAAAGAUCUAAUAAGCAGUGUCGCUUCACACAGUGGGCAAGUACCCUGAGGAGUAACGAUAUUAUUUGCGAGGGUUCUAUUACAUUGAUUUAUGUAUAAAGAAUACAUACGAAAAAAAGUUGAAUGGCGUCCUUUUUGCCGGUGUCAAUUAAGCUUCCUGGAAGGAAAAGUUCUCUUUUUUCUUUUUUUAAACCCAGGGCGCACCGAAGAAAAUCGAUGCCGUUUCUCCGCUGAGUCGUUCUCCAGUCCCUUCUCGUUUCUCCUUGGUCGUUGUUGUCAUUGUGCCGAUGAAGAUGGGGCUGUCCAAGAGAACGUUGACUGUUUUUGUCUUAUGUGCUAUUUCUUUGUUAUUGAUACCCCUGUUGUUGGUCUCUAACGGAGGGUCGUCUCAAUCAUCUACUGUUCUCAGUAGCUGGAGAUUGGAGAAGGAUCGUGCCCGUUCAUCCGAUUCUAGUAGCCAACCAGGUUGCCUAGCGAACACUGCAAAGAUAAAGGGAAUUUCGGUUUCGAAAACACAGUGGGAACAGUGUCUUGAUCCCGGUAGUGGACCUUCUUACUAUUUAUCCAUUGUUAUUGUCACUCGAAUGGAUGACUAUGCGGGCAAUCAGCACCAUCGAUUCCAGAAUUUUAUCGACAGCGCUUACUUAUUGGCGGAGCAUACCAAAGAGAAAAUCGAAUUAUUGAUUGUUGAAUGGAAUCCACCGAAUGAUCACCGUCGAGUCAUUGAUGCAUUUAGAUUCCGCCGAUCCCAGUAUUUAACAUAUCGCAUCAUCUCUGUCCCUGAAAAAAUACACAAAGUCCUCCCCAACCGAGGCAACUCACCGUUACACGAAUUUGAAGGGAAAAAUGUGGGAAUCCGUUUUGCUCGCGGUGAAUUUAUCGUCUGCACCAAUCAAGAUGAUAUUUGGUCGCAUAAUUUCCAUAAUGCCAUCAAAUCGCGAGUGUUCCAGAAAGGAAUCAUCUAUCUGCAAUUCCAAGAUCGCCAUAAUAUUCAUGACAAUUUACCACCUUCAAUUGUGCGCUUACCACCGUUCCCGGACGAUGAUACGUUGUACAACUCAUGUCGGUUGCAUGAGCAAGACUGGGGCAACUUUGAACUCCCCGAGCCUACAAAAGUGACUACGGACAACAUUUUACGUAUAGCGGAUCAGGCAGGUGAUUUCACCAUGGCACACCGUGAUACAUGGAAAAUCCCCCGAGGCUAUCGUGAAGCGGGCGGAAUAGCAUGGAUGGACAUUGAGUUUAUUUGUACUGCCGCGUGGACAUUUGAUAUUCCCGUUGUAUACAGCGAAAGGAGCUUUGCUUGUCACCAGGAGCAUCCGAACAUCUGGGAAAGCCUCACGGACCAAAAGAAUGAUAACAAAAAUAUCGACAUGGGAGAGAUCAUGCGCAAGGAGAAGUCAUACAUGAACAAGGAAGGCGAAUGGGCACUGGAACAUAUUGAUAUCUGGGAAUUAGACUUAGAAUGCAUACAGUUCCGCGGAGGGUUAUGCUGGUAAUGAGCCGCAAACCAUGAUUUUAAAAAGUCGUUUGGCAGUUUCCAUGUAAUAGAAAAAAGUCAUUUAGCAUCAUAUAAUAUACAACCCGUUUUACAUGUUUUUAUCCAUCCUCAUCUUUGGUUAUUAUGUUCUUUACAUUGUUCAACAUGGUUACCUUCUGACCUCGGAUCCAGCAUUUUCUCAAAGUUACAAAGUCCACCACGUACAGUUGACUUCAUAUUCGGG
Radiomyces spectabilis is the source of this 1821-nucleotide messenger RNA. RefSeq lists its product as uncharacterized. The record is from RefSeq and is a predicted model, not a curated record. Bases 385 to 1596 code for a protein of 403 amino acids. The transcript has 6 exons. Lineage: Eukaryota; Fungi; Mucoromycota; Mucoromycetes; Mucorales; Radiomycetaceae.